Polypterus senegalus (gray bichir) is the source of this 2026-nucleotide messenger RNA. Its product is annotated as sodium channel subunit beta-3-like. The transcript is spliced from 8 exons. Gene Ontology annotation, molecular function: signaling receptor activity. Gene Ontology annotation, biological process: adaptive immune response. The coding region runs from base 154 to 1296 and encodes 380 amino acids. The record is from RefSeq and is a predicted model, not a curated record. Gene Ontology annotation, cellular component: membrane. Lineage: Eukaryota; Metazoa; Chordata; Cladistia; Polypteriformes; Polypteridae.
GUUUCGAUUGGACUCUUGUAUUACAAUAUAAGAGUGAUUCCACCCCAAAGAAGAAGCGGCCACUCCCGGGGAGUUGUCCACGAAUUGUCCCGGAUAUUUAAGCAAGCGCUGCUCCCGGGGCUAGUCACACGCACAAUAAACAGGUCAGAGACAAUGUGGACUUAUUCUCAAGCGACUCUUCUCCUGCUCUUCGCUAAAUAUCUUUGUGGUCUGCAUACAGACCAACAGCAGACUGCGGCCCAGUAUCCAGAACAAAUAAUAACAGACACUGGCAACUCAGCUCAAGUAUACUGCAUUCACACAUUACCUGGACUUGAUCAUUCCAACAGCAUUGUGUACUGGCUAAGAAAGUAUCCUACGUUAAACACAAUUACUACAUUUAGAGGAAAUUCAAUGAUAUAUGUCUCCAAAGAGUAUCAAGAUAGAGUUACAGUUCAAGGAGAGAUAAGAGGGAAUAUUUCUCUUUUGAUCAAGAACCUGACAGUAAUUGACUCUGGAGUUUAUGCAUGUGAGAUUGUCAAGACUAAUCCACCUCCAUCACGGGUACAGAAAGGAACUGGAACUAACAUCACAGUGACAGACAAAGAACAAGCAGCCAUACAGUAUCCAUCGGAGAUAAAAGCAGAAGCUGGAAGUUCUGCUCAGAUUUAUUGCAUUCACUCCCUCCCUAAACUUGAUGAUUCAAACAGCCUUGUGUAUUGGUCAAAAUCCUAUCCUUCAUCAAAUCAAGUAAUGUCAUUAAGAGGAAACCAUAUUUUACACAUAUCAGAUGAGUUUCAAGGCCGAGUACAGGCUUAUGGUGAGAUAAGCUACAAUAUUUCUCUGCUGUUGAAGAAUCUCUCUGUGAAUGACUCAGGAGUCUAUAUUUGUGAAGUGGUAAAAACAAGCCCACCUCCCACACGUAUGCAAAAAGGAAAUGGGACCUUUAUCACAGUGACUGAGGCAGAUUACACUACUUCAUCAUUGCAGCUGACUUCAAGAAAAAGACAAAGUAUUUUCACAGUAACAAACAUAUGCGUUGUUGGUGGUUUGAGCGUUUUUCUUCUUGUGACAAUAAUACUACUUGGCGUAUUGCUUUAUGCAAGGGUCAGGAGACACAGGAGCCUAUUACAGCUCAGUGCACAGUGCCAGGAACGUGAUAAAAGUUCUUUUUUGGCAGAUUUAAAGGAGAAUAUGUAUGUUGAUGGAACAAUGGAGGACACUAUCCAUUGCGAUGUGUACCAGGAACUUAUCAUCACAAAGACUCCGGUUUAUGACACACUGUUGGUAAAAUCUUCAAACCAAGACCAUCACUAAGAAAAUCUAAAAAUAAGCAAUAAAAAACAGCAACAAAAGAGCACCUAAGGUGAGCUUAGAGAGCAAUUCUGUUAAAACAAUGAACAUUUAUAUAAGGAAACUGCCACAAACCCUUACAGAGAUUGUGACUAUGACUUGAAUCAUUUGUUCAGACUUGAUUUUCUAAAUAUACUAUAUAUUGUAUUCUGUUUAAGAUCAUUUUUGAUUGCCCUGCCAUGAUUUUUGUGGCUUUGACUAAGGUGUUCAACAGUAAAUCUCAAAUGACCAGUUUAAGUCUCCAAAUUGUCACAAAGUCUUCAAGUUAUCCCUCUGAAAAACAAUAUAUAAGCCAUUCAAUUUGUAAAUCACUGAAUAUAAGCAAUAUGGAAAGGUAAAUCAUCUGACUGUGUUUAGGUUUCGUGAUAUUAAGGUGAUCGUUAUGUAUUUUGACAUUUGGUCUUAUCUUAGAAUGGCAAAAUGUUUAAUAUUAUAAUCAUUUCUAUUCACAAAUUUCAAGUGCUAUUUCAUCAUUAGAUUUUUUUGCUAAGAUUUCUUCAUUAAAUGUAAAAUAUGUACUCUUCUGUAUAUCAUGUUAGGUAACAGUAUUUUAAUCAAAACAGCAAAUUCUGUUAUCCUUUAAUUUACUGCUUCAAGGACCAGGAAUAUUGCUUUUGAAUGCAAUUAGUUUACUGAUACACACAAAUCAAAUGUUGUGCUUUUUAUUUUAGUACAAUAAAUCUUUUUAAUGGCA